CAUCAAAAGAGAAACUUGUUCACAUCAUCGUAAAAUUUAGGCUCGAUCAUGCACUCAAGGACUUUUCUAUUUAUAUAAGCAUUUCAAUUUCAACAUGAGUGCGUGCAUGAAUUUGAAUGAAAUCGUUUAAGAAAAUGGUCCAAAAAAAACGGGGUAAAAUGCUUAUUUUGAGCAUACUACUCAUUGUCGCCCUAUUGGUAAAUCAGUCGGCCAGUAUCAACCUGACUUACAUAGUAAAAAAAGAAGGUGACACUCUACAACCCAAUUGCAUAGCUGAAGAGAACGAGCGCUAUGCUGCAAUAGGCUGGAUCUACCCUCUAUCAACCAAUGAAGAAACUCGACCGCAAAUAACGAAUAAAUUUAUACCAACGAUUCAAAAUGACUUUAACUGCAAGUUUUCAAAAAACGACAAGUGUAACAACAUUUGGGCCUUGAAAAAUUGGCAAAUAGACACAAACUCAACUAGAACGCUCGAUUUACUAUUCGACGCACGAUGGGAAGACUUUCCCACGAUUUUCACCGGAGAAGACACGAAAGAGUUUCAAGAUAAGGUCGAAAUUCCCAGCGUUUUUAAGGCUGGUUUUUCGCUGCGGGCCUCCAGGAGUGUCGAAUUAUUAAUUUGCGACGGCUGGAACCCCCACAACCACCCCUGCUACCAUCUGAAUAUGAGCCAAAAUGAGAUUUUCCUGCGGAAAUAUAUGACACUGCCCAAAAACGUUUCUGCUACUGAUAAAUUGUUAGAUUCCUACCAGGCGUUUGCCAAGAUUUUAUCCGGUGAUGAGUGGAGGAAUUUCGUGAUAAGCCUGGAUGAUAAAGGUGUUUUCAGUUUAACUGAUGUCAGUGUUAACAGAACUGUUAUUCAAUACGAAGAUAAGGAAGUGCUAAAACCGCUUUAUUUACUCGUCAGAAGUGCUCAAGUUGCAUUGUGGAAGAUACACCAAAAUCAAUUUUUUUACACAAAGACGCCACAAAUAUCUCGAUUCGGGCCUUUACUGCAUCUCCCUUCUAAAUUUCUUUGUGUGGCUUUGUAUGUCUCGAUUUGCCCCACUUGUUCUAUGACUUUUUUUAUAAUAAAAGGCGAACAAAAGAAAAUUUUAAAGGACGUGCUGCCCACUCAAGAUUUUCAGUGGCGACUCGUGAAAAUCAAAGAUGAUAAUGUUGAAGUCGAAAAACUUAAUAUUUUUGUUGAAACCAAAUUUGUCGGAGGUUCGGCAAAUCAAACAAAUGGUUUUUGGGCGGUUGACGAUGUCAGAGUGUGUCAUGAAAACGAGGUAAAAGUAACAUUUUUGAAAUUGGAAAAUGGGGUGAAAGAAAAUGAUUCUGAUGAAAUUUCGUGUCAAGUGGUUCAGCACCCUAAAUGGAGACCAAAGAAACUGGUAUACUCGAAAAUCAAAGAUUUUCCAACAAUAGACAAUUCUUCAAAUUCAUCAUCAAUUUACUUAAACUGGACGCAGGAAGACCCCAACAAUCAAAUAAACUAUUUCAUCACAUACGAGGCAAACGAUUUAUGCCCUCCAGAAAAUCCAAGCUUAGAACGGGUAAAAUCCAACGGCUUUCUAAUGACGAAACAUAAUGAAAUAGCAAUAAAUAAUCUCAUUCCUUACACCAAAUACAACAUAACGUUUUCGAGCAUGCUUCACGAGAAGGAAAAACGAAUUUUUAUAACAACUUUGGAGUCAGAUCAAUUAUCAUUAGAAGAAAUUCCUUCAAAACUAAACAUCGAAGUGCACGACACUGAAGCCUACGCCUCUUGGGAUAAAAUCGCGUGUAAAUCAAUUUACGGACCGGUUUUAUACGCACUCAAUAUAACAAAUGUAAAGACAAACACAACCAAAGAGCUAGAUGUGCAAACGGAAGACACUGUUGAAAUUAAUGACUUGCAACCCUUCACGACAUAUACACUGGAAAUUACAACAGCUCGCAACUUUGAAAAUAUCCAAAAUAAUAAAAAUACUUUGAAAAUACAAAACAAGUUUACUACACAACCGGGAAAAGCACCACCUGUUGAAAAUUUGGAAAUUUACUCAAUUGAUAAAAAUUCAGUCUCACUUCGCUACGACUUGCCUAGAAACUCGCGAGGAGUCCCUGUGUAUGGUCAAGUGACUCGCUGCAAUGCAAUUGCUUUCAAAAAAUGUAAAAUUUCCAAUUUUCCAAUAACACCGUGCAAAUUAUGGAAGAGGAAAUACUGCAUUGAUAUUAACAAUUUGAUUGCUCAUCAAAAAUACACGUUAAAAGUAAGCAUCAGGAAUGAAAGAACGCAAUUUUACGGGGAUGAUGUAAUAGUUGAAGCAUUUUUAAUGGAACAAGUUCCUGGAGCACCGUCUAACAUAACUUAUAAAAUUGUCGACUGUAAAGAAAGUUUGGAUUAUUGUCACUUGAAUGUGACCUGGUUGCAUCCUUACAACCAAAAUGGUUCCAUCGAAUCGUUUCAUAUAGUUCUGAAUGGUACCGAUAAUAAUAAUUCAACAAACAACAUCCAAGAAGUUUUAAAAAUAUUCAAUUCGUCGUACUACUUGUCAAGAUAUGAGUACCAGAUUAAGUACAUACCCUACAGCACUCAUUACGAAUUGUUUGUCCAAUCUGCCAAUUCAAAAUACAAGAGUCCUUUUGCCCACGUCCAUGUGAAAACAGACGACUUGGGCGAACAUAUAGACCAGAGUCCUGUCUUACUUAAAUCCCAACCUACUUCAGUAACAUUCACAUUACCCACACUUGAUCAUCGACUAAAAUCCUACAGCGUUGUAAUAGUGGUCCAAGACUUCAAUCAAAAUACUACGAUUCCGAGGAAAAUAACGAAAAAUAGCAAAAUUGCUGAUCACUUGUGCCACAACUUCGGUGACACUUGGAUUUUGGAAAAAUUGGACGUAGCGACACACAAUCAAACAAAAACUGUAAAUAUUGGAACUGGUGACAAUGAUAAGGUUUUGAGACCCAACACGCAGUAUUGCUUCACUUUUAUCGUUACUAAUAAAUACAGAAAUAGUGAACAUGAUGUGGUUUAUUACAAGAAGUUGAUGACACCACAAGGCGUAAUUUCGGAAAGUGGUUACAAUCAUUUGUAUGCCCUACUUUUGCUUUUAUUGUUAAUACCGUUAGGAUUUCUCAUAUACAGGUAUUACAAAAAGAGAACGCCUAGACGGAAAAGACAACAAGAGAACAAGGAAAAUGUUUACGAAUCUUUGCCGUUUGAGGAAACUGAAGAAAAUUGCGUCAACAAUGACACAUACGAUCACUUAUUACAUAAAUAAUUUUAAAAUUAGUUGUACUUAAUGUGUUCUGUGAUAACAAAUGUCUUGUGUAUAGUUUUACUAACAUACUUGUUUAAUUUUUAAUGUGCCAUACUAAGUGUUCAAUUGCCUACAAAAAUGAUUUUUGUAAUACUUAAUAAAGAAAACAAGGCUA
This is a messenger RNA of Tribolium madens (black flour beetle), 3402 nucleotides long. RefSeq lists its product as uncharacterized. NCBI's taxonomy places the organism in Eukaryota, Metazoa, Arthropoda, Insecta, Coleoptera, Tenebrionidae. Gene Ontology annotation, molecular function: protein binding. The record is from RefSeq and is a predicted model, not a curated record. The coding region runs from base 117 to 3248 and encodes 1043 amino acids. The transcript is spliced from 13 exons.